Austrofundulus limnaeus is the source of this 1600-nucleotide messenger RNA. RefSeq names its product cytochrome P450 2J2. The record is from RefSeq and is a predicted model, not a curated record. Gene Ontology annotation, molecular function: iron ion binding; heme binding; oxidoreductase activity, acting on paired donors, with incorporation or reduction of molecular oxygen, reduced flavin or flavoprotein as one donor, and incorporation of one atom of oxygen. NCBI's taxonomy places the organism in Eukaryota, Metazoa, Chordata, Actinopteri, Cyprinodontiformes, Rivulidae. The coding region runs from base 27 to 1523 and encodes 498 amino acids. The transcript is spliced from 9 exons. Gene Ontology annotation, cellular component: cytoplasm; intracellular membrane-bounded organelle. Gene Ontology annotation, biological process: xenobiotic metabolic process.
CUGUAGCAGUGCUGCUAAACCAAGAGAUGGAGGCAAUAUACAGUAUUCUAGGCUUGGAGUGGUUAGACGCCAGGAGUAUUCUAGUAUUUGUCUGUGUUUUCCUUCUGCUCAGCGACAUUUUGAAGAACAGAAAACCAAAAAACUUCCCUCCAGGACCACGGGCUCUUCCUUUUAUUGGAGAUCUUCAUCGCAUUCAACCUUCCAGACUCCACCUGCAGUUAGUAGAGUUUGCAGAGAAAUAUGGAGACAUUUUCAGCCUUCAUCUCUCUGGUGAAAGAGUUGUGGUCAUAAAUGGUUAUAAAAGCGUGAGGAAGGCCCUGGUUGAAGAGGGAGAGGACUUCAUAGAUCGUCCCAUCGUCCCACUGUUUUCAGAGUUUUUCAAGAACAAAGGUCUUGUGAUGUCAAACGGUAAUCCGUGGAAGAAUCAGAGGAGAUUUGCUCUUCACACGCUGAGAAACUUUGGUCUGGGCAAGAAAAACCUGGCCCUUUACAUCCAGCAGGAGUGUCAGUAUCUCACAGAGGCUUUUGCUGAACAGCAAGGAAAACCUUUUAAUGCCCAGUCACUGAUAAACAAUGCUGUGUCCAACAUCAUCUGCUGUUUGGUGUUUGGGAGUCGGUUUGAGUACAGUGACCAGAAGUACAAGACUAUUCUUCAAUACCUCAAUGAAAUUGUCCACUUACAAGGAAGUUUGUCAAUACAGAUUUUUAAUGCAAUGCCCUGGUUAAUGAGAUGGGUUCCUGGACCUCAUAAGAAAAUAUUCAGAUUGUUACAGAAGUUAAUUGACUUUGUUGAAAUCAGAAUCAAAGAGCACAAAGAAAAUCUCGACCCUUCUUCACCAAGAGAUUACAUCGACUCCUUCCUCAUUGAAAUGGGAGAGAAAGAAGACAAAGAGUCUGGUUUUGAUCUCACUAACUUGUGUGCUUGCACUCUGGACCUAUUCACUGCUGGAACUGAAACCACCACAACUACUUUACACUGGGGGCUGCUUUACAUGAUUUCCUACCCACAUAUACAAGAGCAAGUCCAGGCUGAGAUUGAUGCUGUGAUUGGUCCAUCCAGACAGCCCUCUAUAACUGACAGAGAAAACAUGCCGUACACCGACGCAGUCAUCCAUGAGAUGCAGAGGAUGGGAAACAUUGUUCCAGUCAAUCUGCCUCGCAUAGCAAAUAAAGACACAACUCUGAAUCAGUACUCAAUCCCAAAGGGCACGAUGAUACUUCCGAUACUUCAUUCUGUUCUACACGAUGAGACGAUGUGGGAAACCCCACACACUUUCAACCCUCAACACUUUCUGGACAAGGAUGGUAAAUUUAGGAAGAGAGAGGCCUUCAUGCCUUUUUCUGCAGGUAAGCGCGUGUGUCUUGGAGAACAGCUGGCCAGAAUGGAGUUGUUCCUGUUUUUCACCUCCAUCCUUCAGAGAUUUAAGGUGUCCUCUCCUGCAGGCGAGAAGCCCAGUCUGGAGUUCAAGCUGGGAGGAACUCGCCUUCCUAAACCCUACAGCCUCUGUGCUGUACCACGUUAAACUGGGUUAACUUUAAACUGAGCCAGACAAAUCAAAGUCUUUCAACAUAUUUUUAUUACAUUAAAUCAAAAAUACGA